This is a messenger RNA of Humulus lupulus (European hop), 4377 nucleotides long. RefSeq lists its product as uncharacterized. The transcript has 3 exons. The record is from RefSeq and is a predicted model, not a curated record. Gene Ontology annotation, molecular function: catalytic activity. The coding region runs from base 1 to 4377 and encodes 1458 amino acids. Lineage: Eukaryota; Viridiplantae; Streptophyta; Magnoliopsida; Rosales; Cannabaceae.
AUGGCGGGUCGCGGCCGACCGAAGAAGAACGGCGUCCAAGGGACUCGACGAAGCACGAUGAAGACCUUGCGGAAGAAAGGACCGACUUCCUCCGAUAGGGUCGCCAAAUCGAAGUCGAUGGCAGAGGCUAUAGGAGUGGAAGCACUCUCUGUUUCUGGCGAUGAGACGGAGGGAGAGGGGAUUGCGACGGCAAUGGAGCAGGAGGCUAUUACUCCCCGAGUCAUUUUUGGGCGCGCCCAUCAGGAACAGGAGGUUCGGUCGGAGGUUGGAGCUCACCAGACGGAGGUUGAGGCUAAAUCUGGUAAGAUUUCUAUAUCCCCGAUUCUUCACUCUGGGGAGAUUACACAGAAUUUAAAUCAUAGAUUUGGAGAAUCUGAAGCAAAAGUGAAAUGCCCAUCUGGGGUUAAAAUUGAUAUGGAAGACAUUCAAGAGGAAAUCGAUUAUUGGGAUUCUGCCUUAGUAUGCUAUGUACUGGGAGCAAACAUUCCUUUUCAUGUUUUUGAUGGAUUUGCUAACAGAAUGUGGAAGGAUAAAGGAUUGCAUAAGGUGGGAGUAUUAGCGAAAGGAAUUCAUAUUGUUAGAUUCACUUCAGUGACUGCCAGGGAUGAGGUUCUUCACGGAGGGUAUAUGUUUUUUGACAAGAAGCCAGUUAUUAUGAAAGCCUGGGAUCCCUAUACUGAUUUUACUCAGGCAAAUGUCUGUUCGGUAGCUACUUGGAUUCAAAUCCCUGGAUUGGAUCUUAGAUACUGGGGGGAACGGACACUGUUCAAAAUUGUUGGGCAAUUAGGGACUCCUCUAAUGCUAGAUGAGGUGACCAAGAACAAAGAGCUAUUGAAUUUCCCUCGGGUGAUGAUUGAGGUGCAGCUACACCAAUCCUUUCCUGAUGAAAUUUCGUUCACUAAUGAACUGAAUCAGGAAGUUGUGUUGCCGGUGAAAUAUGAGUGGCUACCGAUUGUUUGUGAUCAUUGUUUUGGUAUGGGGCAUAAGUCAGCGGUGUGCAAGAAGAAAGAGGUGCCAAAGCAGGCAUGGGUGGUGAAAAAGAAAGAGGCAGCGACGAACAUAAACAGCAAAACAGUUGAGGGACACGAGGAUGAUGGCUUUCAACAAGUUACAAAGGGAGUUAAAGGGGUCCGGAUGGAAGUGAAGGAAAGGACAGGUUUUGAAAUGUCAAAUAAUUUCGGGGUCUUAAUAGAUACAGGGGAAUGCUCUAAGAUUGAGAAUGAAGAGGAUCGUACACAGGGAGGGGGGAGCCUCCCUUGGGGAAUGGAUAGAAUAUUGUGUUGGAAUGUCAGGGGGAUCAAUAAGCGCCAAAAACAGGAGGAGGUUAAAAGAUUGAUUUUCUCGAUGCAAGUUGGUCUUGUUGGUCUCCUUGAAACCAAAAUACAGGCUCACAAGUUGGGUGCUGUAUAUGUAAAUAUGUUCUCGGGAUGGUGUUUUUCUACCAAUAACGCCUGGCACAAAGGUGGAAGAAUAAUGGAGAAUAGACGAAUUUUGUGGAAAGAUUUGAAAGAGAUUGAGAAGGAAUUGAAGGCACCUUGGCUGGUUUUAGGUGACUUUAAUGACAUUUUGAGUGUAGAAGAAAGGAUCGGGGGGAACAAAAGGCAGCAGGUUUCGAAAGACUUUAAAGAGUGUGUAGAGGCUUGCGAGUUGGAGGAUUUGAAGUUCACAGGUAGUUUCUUUACUUGGUCGAAUAAACAAGCUGCUGAAACAAGAAUUUACUCCAAAAUAGAUCGGGUUUUAGCUAAUCAGAAAUGGCUAGAUAAAUUCCCCACUGCUGAGGUAUUGUUUAUGGCGGAAGGAGAGUUUGAUCACUGUCCCGCGUUGCUUUCGGUGUAUCCGGUUGGGCAGCAAGGCAAGAAACCGUUUAGAUACUUUCGUUUUUGGAACACUGCUCCAGGUUUUGCCCAGCAGCUACAGCAAGUUUGGAAUAUGAGCAUUGAAGGUGCUCCUAUGUUCAUACUAGUACAGAAGCUUAAGGCAUUCAAGGAAAGGUUGAGGCAGUUGAAUAAAAAUGAGUUUGGGGAUGUACAGGCUAUGGAGGUGCGGCUAAGGCAGACUUUGUUGGACAGCCAAGAAGAAUUGCAAAAAGACCCCCUAAAUGCGGAUUUGAUCAUUAAAGAAAAAACUGCUAGGACCCAACACAAGGCAGCACACCAGAUUUUUAUUUCCUUCCUUCAGCAAAAAGCCAAGAUAGCCUGGCUUAAGGAUGGAGAUGACAACUCUGCCAUUUUUCAUGCUAGCAUUCGCUCUAGGAGGGCCUUAAACAGAAUUUAUUCUAUUCAUGAUCAGCAAGGGAACAAGAUUCAUCAACCUGAGCAAGUAACAGAGGUGUUUUUAAGCUUUUAUAAGACUUUACUGGGUUGUUCACUCAUUGGGAGGAAGGCUGUCAGUAGACGAAUUGUGACUUUAGGCCCGAUUAUUACUGCAAACCAUACAAGAUUAUUGUUGUCCGACUAUUCUCAUGAGGAUGUGAAAAGAGCAGUGUUUGAUAUUCCGGGGAAUAAGUCGCCUGGACCAGAUGGAUUUAGUAGCUUCUUUUAUCAAGAUAACUGGGAGGUGAUUGGGCUUGAUGUGGGUGAAGCGGUUCUUUCUUGGUUGCAUACAGGGAAGCUCCUUAAAGAAAUCAAUUCAACCACCUUGACAUUAAUCCCAAAAGGUAAUUACCCGAACUCUGUCUUGGACUUUCGACCCAUAGCUUGUUGCAACGUGAUUUACAAGAUUGCAACCAAACUCAUAUGCUCUAGACUGCGAAUGAUUCUUCCUGAUAUCAUUGCUCAAAACCAAAGUGGGUUUGUCCAAGGUAGAUUCAUAGCAUAUAACACUAUGAUUUGUCAGGACUUGGUGAGGCAUUAUGGGAGGAAGGGGAGGCGUCCCAAAUGCAUGAUAAAAUUAGAUAUAAGGAAAGCAUAUGAUACAAUUGAAUGGGACUUUAUUGAAGAGAUGCUGAAUGCUUUCAAGUUUCCGAAAAAGUUUGUGGAUCUAGUUAUGAUGUGUGUAAGAACUCCUCGUUUUAGUCUUAUGUUUAAUGGGAGUUUGCAUGGGUUUUUUGAAGCCAAGAGGGGUCUUCGUCAAGGAGACCCAAUGUCUCCUCUUCUUUUUGCCUUGGGCAUGGAAUAUUUAUCAAGAGUGAUGAUGAAGGUUGGGGAGAAAGAAGAUUUUAAGUUCCAUGAUCGAUGUGAACAACUAAAAUUGAAUCAUCUUUGCUUUGCGGAUGAUGUCUUGCUUUUUUGUCAUGGUGACUUUAAAUCGAUUUACUGUAUGCUUCAAGGUCUCAAGCUUUUUUCUCAAACUUCGGGUCUACAACCAAGUGAGGCCAAAUCUGAACUUUAUUGUUGCAACAUGGCUGAAAGUGAAGUUCAAAGAGUGGUGGAUGCCUCUAGAUUUGGAAGGAGCCAGCUGCCAUUUCGUUACUUGGGCAUUCCGAUUUGUGCCAAAAAAUUGCCUAUUGCUGAAUGUGACAUUUUGAUAGAGAAGAUGGUGCAAAGAAUCAAAGUGUGGAGUUCAAGGAACUUGUCUUAUGCAGGGGUGGAUUCAAGCGGUCCGGGAUUAGUAGCUUGGGAGGAUUUGUGUAAGACCAAAAAAGAAGGUGGAUUGGGGUUCAGAAGAACCAAAGAAUGGAAUGAGGCGGCAAUAGGCAAAUAUGUUUGGGCUAUUGAAUCUAAAAAGGACACAUUAUGGGUGAAAUGGGUGAAUGCAGUGUAUAUAGGAGAAGAAGAUUGGAGGGCCUAUGAGGCUCCUCCUUCCAGCAGCUGGUAUUGGAAGCAAAUUGUAAGAGUGAAGAACAAAUUGAUGGGGCUGAAUGUCUUCCCAAGCUCUGCAACAGGUACAUACUUGAUCAAAGAGGGAUAUGCUAGCCUUUGUCCUGAAUUUCCAGCGAUUAAUUGGCAAGGACAAGUGUGGAAUAGACUGUCUAUACCAAAGCAUAGAUUUAUUUUAUGGCUUGUGGUUUUAGAUAGAUUGAGACUCAAAACCAGAUUGUUCACAUAUAAUAUUUGUCCAGAUGAGGAUUGUCCAAUUUGUGGAAUGAGCAAGGAGACAGGAGAGCAUUUAUUCUUUAUCUGUCAGUUGAGUUUUCAGGUGUUGGCUGAAAUUAAACAGUGGCUGCAUUGGACUACCACUAUGGUUAGCGUCCCUGGUUUGUUGCAAUGGAUUUCUAGAGCAAAACUCAACAGGUUCAGGCGCCAAGUUUUUUCAGCGACACUUGCGGCAACAAUAUAUCACAUAUGGUGGUGUAGAAAUGAAGCUCUUUGGAGCAUGAAAACUUAUACAAUUACUGUAGUUGUAAAAAGAAUCAAAUAUGAUGUAAAGAGUAGAAUCACAAGUAUUUUGCCCAAAAAAGUGGCAAAACAGGAUUUAGCAUGGUUUGAGCAAUUGUAA